AUGUGGAAUGACAAAGUGCUGGGGAAUUGCUUCACAUUCAAUCACAUGAACUCUUUAUUUCAAUAUAAAGCGAGGGCAUCUGGAUAUGCAGGAGGAUUGGAAAUGCAGAUGAAUGUGAAACAAUCGGAAUAUCUUCCAUGGACAGAAACAGCUGCAGUUAUGGUUUUUACAUCUACGUCGAAGGAAGUAGUGACGUCAGAAUCGGUUCGGAUCAAUACAGCUCCACAUUUUGAAUCGAGAAUUGCAAUUAAUCGAAAAGAUUAUCAUCGGCUAGGUGGAAGAUAUGGUAAGUGUGUAAAAGCAAUCAAAGAGGUCAAGUCGUAUUAUUAUGAUGGAGAUUAUACAACGGAUGGAUGCCUGAGAUCCUGUUACCAGGACGUUGUUGAGGAAACUUGUCAAUGCAUGGAUCCACGAUACCCGAUGCCCUCAGACGGAAUAUCGUGCAAUAUUUCUCAAAAAACAUGCAUUGACAAUCUGGUUGACACCAAGGGAGACCCAUCGAAGUGGCCUCAAUGUUCCUGUCCUUUGCCAUGCUCUCAAACAGUUUAUACGUCAAAACUAUCCAGACUUCCUUAUGUUAACAAAAUCAUUGACUGUGAGCAGUCAUUCAUCAACAAGGCUGCCUGUUAUGAGAAGUAUUUCGACUCUGUGGUGCUUAGAAUCGCUCUGCCAAAAUUGGAUUAUAUGAUUUACAGUGAGACACCAGCCAUGGAUCUAACCAAAUUCAUGUCUUAUCUCGGUGGUAUUCUAAGUAUUCUGAUUGGUGUCUCCAUCGUUUCCUUCGUCGAGCUAUUCUUCCUGUUUGUCCAGCUGGUCGUCAUUCUUCUGUUCAACAAACGACUAUAA
This is a messenger RNA of Caenorhabditis briggsae, 846 nucleotides long. Gene Ontology annotation, molecular function: ligand-gated sodium channel activity. The transcript is spliced from 6 exons. The record is from RefSeq and is a predicted model, not a curated record. NCBI's taxonomy places the organism in Eukaryota, Metazoa, Nematoda, Chromadorea, Rhabditida, Rhabditidae. Gene Ontology annotation, biological process: sodium ion transmembrane transport. The coding region runs from base 1 to 846 and encodes 281 amino acids. Gene Ontology annotation, cellular component: membrane.